Acanthochromis polyacanthus (spiny chromis) is the source of this 827-nucleotide messenger RNA. Its product is annotated as fibroblast growth factor 23-like. NCBI's taxonomy places the organism in Eukaryota, Metazoa, Chordata, Actinopteri, Pomacentridae. The coding region runs from base 112 to 681 and encodes 189 amino acids. The record is from RefSeq and is a predicted model, not a curated record. The transcript has 3 exons.
CUCGUGUCUGUACCGGUGGAUUGUAGACCAAAGUUCCAGGAUCCAGAACAUCUGCAGCAGCAGCAGGGGGACAGAUGGAGCUCAGGAACACAUGCAGAUAAAUCUGGAGGAAUGGGACGCUUCCAUCUGGAGCUGAAGAGAUCCAGGAGACAUGUCAUUCACAGAGACUUCCUAGUGAUUUUCCCAGUGAGGAGAGACAGGAGCAACUUGGUGUGGAUAUUUGAUCUGAGGAGAAGACGAUUCCUCUGCAUGGACUCCAGAGGAGGAAGGUUCCACUCGAGGCAGAAGGACAGAGAGGGCUGUCUCUUCCAGCGGUUAGAUCUGGAAAACCACCACGACGUGUUUUUCUCCACCAUCGGGAACGGGCUGCUCCGACUAGAGGGAACCCAGCAGAGAACGUCUCACUGGGAGCCUCCAGAACCCUCCUGGGCUCUGAUGAAGAGGAGGCAGAGGAGGAGUGACGAGGUGAACCCCUCAGACCCGCUGAGAUCAGAAUCACAUCCUUCACAUUCUGCUAAAGAUCCAAAUGAAUCCGAUCACAGCCAGCCUGACCAGGACCGGGCCGGAGCCGUGUCCAAAGAGACCAUCACCUCCUGCGACGACCCUCUGAGGGUUCUACAGUCCAAAGGAGCCGUCAGUCCCAUCAAAACCAACAUCGCAGACCGGGCAGACCAGGACUGAGAGGCUAGAAUGGGACGGGAGAAGAAAAGAGGGGCUUCUUCUGGUUCUACCGGACACCACAGAACCACUGGUGAAGAGUCAGACUGACACUGGAGGGAUUUAUCUUAUGAGCUGAAAGCUUUCAAUAUUUACAGAAAAAUAUAAAA